GGCCUACUCCUGCACCUAUUUUUCUAUGUGUCUAUGGAAAGGAGAGGGGCACAUAUGCUGGAGUAGCUCAGCAGGUCAGGCAGCAUCUCUGGAUAAAAGGAAUAGGUGACGUUUCGGGUCGAGACCCUUCAUCAGAGAUUGGGGUUUCACCCACUCUACUCCAUCAGUCUGAAGAAAGGUCCCUAACAUCACCCGUCCAUCCUCUCCACAUAUGGCGCCUGGCCAGCCGAGUUCCUCCAGCACUGCGUGUUUUUGCUCAAUAUUGCAGCGUCUGCAGUUCCUCGUAUCUCAACCUUAAACUGCAUCCUCUUGAGCCAACACUGGGCGGCAAAGUGAGAUCUGUGAUCCUGUGGGGAGGAUGGAUGAAGUCCCCUUUGAUUUGAGCCGUCCACAACCCACCAGAGAGGUAGAUCUUCUUAAUUAGAGAUAGCCGAGGGGACCUGUUCUCAGUCGCCAGCGACUCGGAAGCAGCAGGGCUGCGGUGAGGGUAUUAGGAGAAGACACGGUGUCUUUGCACAGUGUGUGUGUGUGUGUUCACUCCGAAGGGGAGGUGGCCAGAAAUCGCUCUCUGAACGUCAUGUGGACUACUCGUGUAUAAAUAGCGGGGCUGCGGUUCUCUAGCAGUCUCUGGGUUAUGCAUGGUAGGGGAACCGAGCACCCACCCACCCCCUGUUUGGUUUGCUGGUCGCUUUCCCCGCUAGUUGGCCGGAGCUGCAUCGGACAUGUCUCUGUCUUUCUGUGGCAACGAUACGGCCGCUGCAUACAACGUCGACGGCGGCAUCUUAAACAACGGCUGCUUCGUGGAUGCUCUCAACCUGGUCCCACACGUCUUCCUGCUGUUCAUCACUUUCCCGAUCUUGUUCAUCGGUUGGGGAAGUCAAAGUUCAAAGGUUCAGAUCCACCAUAACACGUGGCUACAUUUCCCUGGACACAGUUUCCGAUGGAUCCUGACAUUUAUACUUCUCUUUGUCCUUGUCUGCGAGAUCACAGAAGGGAUGGUUUCUAACGGGGAAAUGAACACACACCACCUUCACCUCUUUAUGCCGGCAACCAUGGGAUUCAUCGCUGCCACCACAUCCAUCAUUUACUAUCAUAACAUCGAAACGUCCAACUUCCCAAAGUUAUUAUUAGCUCUGCUUAUCUACUGGGUCCUGGCUUUUAUCACAAAGUCCAUUAAACUGGUGAAGUACUAUGAUCAUGGUGUCAGCAUGUCCCAGCUACGGUUUUGCAUCACCCUUGCAUUGGUCUUCCUUUACGGAUCGCUGAUGGCUGUAGAAAUCAGUGUGAUUAUAUUCAGGAAGUAUGUGUUUUUUAACACCCCGAAAAAAGUGAAACCGCCGGAAGACCUGCAAGAUCUGGGAGUGAGAUUCCUGCAGCCGUUUGUCAACUUACUAUCGAAAGCUACCUACUGGUGGAUGAACGGUCUCAUUGUUGCAGCACACAAGAGGCCAAUCGAUCUCAAGACCAUCGGCAAGCUGCCCAUAGCCACCAGGGCUCUCACCAACUACCUGUUACUGAAGGAAGCUUGCGAAGAACAAAAGAAAAACGAGGGUGUGCCGGGGAGACGCUCUCUGUCCAUCUGGCGAGCCAUAUAUAGAGCGUAUGGCCGUCCCAUCCUCCUCAGCAGCACAUUCCGCUACCUGGCUGACCUCCUGGGCUUCGCUGGCCCUCUCUGCAUCUACAAAAUUGUCGACCAUCUCAAAAAGCCCGGGAACCCCACGGUUAACAGAACGAUGGAAAGUGAACUGGAAGGAGCUGGCCCUGCGGACAAAGUAAAAUUUCUGGGCGUCUAUUUUCUGUCAUCGAAGGGAGUCUUGGAGAACGCAUAUGUUUUGGCAGUGUUACUCUUUCUCGCACUCAUUCUACAGAGAACAUUUUUACAAGCCUCAUACUAUGUGGCCAUUGAAACCGGCAUCAAUCUACGUGGAGCCUUACUGGCUAUGAUCUACAACAAGAUUCUGUGUCUAUCCACCUCCAAUAUGUCAAUGGGAGAGAUGACUUUGGGCCAGAUCAAUAAUCUUGUUGCCAUUGAAACCAACCAGCUGAUGUGGUUCCUGUUUCUUUGCCCUAAUCUCUGGGCCAUGCCAGUCCAGAUUAUCAUGGGCGUGAUCUUGUUGUACUACAUGCUGGGGAUUAGCGCGCUGAUCGGUGCGUCAGUCAUAGCGCUGCUUGCUCCUCUACAAUACUUCAUUGCAACCAAGCUCGCCCACGCACAGAAAAGUACGCUGGACUACUCCACGGAAAGGCUGAAGAAUACCAACGAGAUCUUGAAAGGCAUCAAACUCCUGAAGCUCUAUGCCUGGGAGCACAUCUUUUGCAACAACGUGGAGAAGACAAGAAUGCAAGAAUUGACCAGUCUCAAGAGCUUUGCUCUCUACACAUCCUUAUCCAUGUUCAUGAAUGCCGCAAUACCGAUCGCAGCAGUGUUGGUGACAUUUGUGUCGUACUCAUACUUCAACCCAUCGAACCUGUCCUCUGCCGUAGCCUUUGCCUCGUUGUCCCUUUUCAACAUCUUGGUGACCCCACUAUUUCUGCUCUCCACUGUGGUCCGAUUCACAGUCAAAGCACUGGUCAGCGAACAAAAGUUGAACGUAUUUUUAACAAGUGAUGAGAUUUCCAACGAAGGAUUCCGGGGGGCCGACACCUCACUGAAUGGAGAAACGUGCAAAAAACACUCAGGAGUUCACACCAAGGCCUUCCAUAGAAGACACGCCCUGAAGGGGCAGCUGGAAGGAUAUGAACAGCCAUUGCGGAGAUACAUACGGCCCAGGGAGACUGAAGAUGUGGUGGUCAAGGUCACCAAUGGUUCAUUUUCUUGGGGCAGUAGUGUGGUGAAUCUUUCAAAUGUCAGCAUUAGAAUUCCAACAGGCCGACUGACAAUGAUAGUCGGGCAGGUGGGAUGUGGGAAAUCUUCCCUUCUCCUCGCCACCCUUGGAGAGAUGCUGAAACUUUCUGGCCACGUGUACUGGAGCAAGGAAGCAGAAAACGAGAUGAACCAAGAAACGUCAUGGAGUGCACAUGAAAUUGAGCCCGUGUUGGAAGCGACUGUGAGAACACGAAAUUCUGUGGCUUAUUCAGCUCAGAAGCCUUGGCUACUGAACACAACCGUGGAGGAAAACAUCACGUUCGGGGGUCCUUUUAUAAAACAAAGAUACAAAGCCGUCAUUGAUGCCUGCUCACUUCAGCCCGACAUAGACCUCUUACAAUUUGGAGACCAAACUGAAAUCGGAGAGAGGGGGAUUAACCUGAGCGGAGGUCAGAGACAGAGAAUCUCGGUGGCUCGAGCCUUGUAUCAAGACACCAGUACAGUGUUCCUGGACGAUCCAUUCUCUGCCCUGGAUAUUCACCUUAGCGAUCACCUGAUGCAGGAGGGAAUCCUCAAGUUCCUCCGUGAAGACAAGCGGACCAUAGCGCUGGUGACACACAAGUUGCAGCACCUGACCCACGCUGACUGGAUAAUUGCGAUGAAAGAUGGGACCAUCAUUCGAGAAGGCACUCUGAAGGACUUUCAGAACCAUGACGUGGAGUUGUACGAACAAUGGAAAACCCUAAUGAACCGACAGGAUCAGGAGUUUGAAAAGGAAACUGAAGGGGAAAGCCUGACAAUUCAGGAAAGAAAAACGUUGCGGAGAGCCAUGUAUUCCCGGGAAGCCAAAGCCCAAAUGGACGAUGAAGAUGAAGAAGAGGAUGAAGGAGAUGACGAGGAAGAUAACAUGUCUACAGUGAUGAGGCUACGGACAAAAAUGCCCUGGCGAGCUUUCUGGAGAUAUCUGACCUCAGGGGGCUUCCUACUGCUCUCCUUGCUCAUUGUUUCUAAGUUAUUUAAACAUUCCGUCAUGGUGGCCAUUGACUUCACGCUAGCAAAUUGGACAUCAGAGAACAAUGUCAGCCAAACAUCAUCAAACACCACCGCCAAUGAGACUCUUCAGACCACCCAAGAUUACUACAAGAUGUGGUACAUCAUCUUGUGCAGUAUGGGAAUCAUUCUGUGCCUCAUCACGUCUCUCACAGUGGAGUGGAUGGGUCUAACAGCAGCCAAAAUUCUCCAUCGUAAUCUCUUGAACAAGAUCAUCUUAGCACCAGUGAGAUUCUUUGACUCAACGCCAGUGGGCCAAAUCCUCAAUCGUUUCUCUGCCGACACAAAUAUCAUAGACCAGCAUAUUCCACCAACACUGGAGUCCUUGACCAGAUCCACCUUCCUCUGCGUGUCGGCAAUAGGUGUCCUUUUGUGUGUCACACCGAUCUUCGUUGUGGCUUUACUGCCGUUUUGUGUCGCCUUCUACUUUAUACAGAAGUACUUCCGAGUUGCUUCAAAGGAUCUUCAGGAGCUGGAUGACGGCACCCAGUUGCCUCUGCUGUGCCAUUUUUCAGAGACCGCUGAGGGUCUCACGACUAUCCGAGCAUUCCGACAUGAAUCCAGGUUCAAACAGCAUAUGUUGGAGCUCAUUGACGCCAAUAACAUUGCCUACUUGUUCCUGUCAGCUGCCAACAGAUGGCUGGAGGUUCGAACGGAUUAUCUUGGUGCCUACAUUGUUCUAACUGCAGCUUUGGCCUCUAUAGCGUAUUCUAAGUACGGAAUUUCACCAGCCUAUGUAGGAUUAGGUCUGACCUAUGCUUUAACGCUUUGUAAUUACCUCAACUGGGUUGUGAGGAACCUGGCCGAUUUGGAAGUGCAGAUGGGAGCUGUGAAGAAGGUCAACAGUUUCUUGAAUAUCGAGAGUGAGAAUUACGAAGGGACCAUGGACCCAUCCCAGGUCCCAGAAGACUGGCCACAGCAAGGAGAGAUAAAGAUUCACGAUCUUUGCGUUCGAUAUGACCCAACUCUCAAACCGGUACUUAAACACGUCAAAGCCUACAUCACACCUGGCCAAAAGGUCGGGAUCUGUGGACGUACGGGUAGCGGAAAAUCGUCCCUAUCUCUGGCCUUUUUCAGAAUGGUGGAUAUAUUUGAAGGCAAAAUUGUCAUUGAUGGAAUAGAUAUCAGCAAACUUCCCCUUCAUACACUGCGCUCCAGACUUUCCAUCAUUUUACAAGAUCCUGUCUUGUUUAGUGGAUCUAUUCGCUUUAACCUGGACCCCGAGUGCAAGUGCACUGAUGACGGGCUGUGGGAGGCAUUGGAAAUUGCUCAGCUAAAGAACAUGGUUAAGUCGCUACCGGGCGGACUAAAUGCCAUGGUCACUGAGGGUGGAGAGAACUUCAGUGUUGGCCAGAGACAGCUCUUCAGUUUGGCCAGGGCCUUUGUACGAAAGAGCAGUAUUCUGAUCAUGGAUGAGGCCACAGCUUCCAUUGACAUGGCCACGGAGAGCAUCUUGCAAAAAGUGGUAAUGACAGCCUUUGCCGAUCGAACUGUGGUGACAAUCGCACAUCGCGUGCACACCAUUCUAACGGCCGACCUGGUGAUCGUGAUGAAACGGGGCAAGAUUCUUGAAUACGAUAAACCGGAAAAUCUUCUGGCCCACGAGGGAGGCAUCUUUGCAUCUUUUGUAAAAGCCGACAUGUAGAUGUGUCCGACCUCUCACAUUCCACGUUUUAAAAAAAAAUCUCUGCAACCAGCGUUUAUGCUAUUUAAAAAAAAUGAUAGAAUAUACAGCAGUCUUCCUGAGGUCAAAGUCACAUCCCAGCACUGUUCCAACAAGAUAAAAACUACAGCACUCUUGCCUCAGUCAGCGGCUGUUGGUGAAACUUGACACACUCCACAACCUAUGCAAACAUUAGUUUAAAACAAGUGAUUUGUCACUUCAUAAGGAGACACAAAGUGCUGGAAUAACUCAACAUCUCCAGGCAACAUCUCCGGAGAACAUGGAUAGUUGAUGUUUCGGGUCGAUGCCCUUCAAGGUCCAUGUUCGCCACAGAUGCUGCCUGACCCGCUGAGUUACUCCAGCACUUUGCGUUCUUUUGUGCAUUAACCGGUAUCUGCAGUUCUCCGUUUCUAGAUUUUUUUACUUCAAUGAACUGUAGAAUACACAUCAGUGCUGGAGAAUUCCCAUUGCUUAUGACUGAACAGAUUUACUCUAACUUUACUCAGAAGUAUUGAAAUGCCAUCAUCAGAAAUUAUUUCAGGUGUUUUAUAUUAUAAAUGAUGCGAUUGGAUUGAGGUUAAUUCCAAUACACUUCCUUCCUUGUUGCAGAUCGCCUUGCUUCAGCUUGGGCGGUACUGGUGCAGCGGUAGAGUUGCUGCCUUUCAGCACCAGAGACCCAGGUUCAAUCCUGACCACUGGUGCUGUCUGUACGGAGUUUGUACGUCUUCCUGUGACCUGCGUGGGUAUUCUCCAGGUGCUUUGGUUUCCUCCCCCACUCCAAAGACAUACAGGUUAAUUGGCUUCUGUAAAUUGUCCCUAGUGUGUAGGAUAGUGCUAGUGUAGAGGGUGAUCACUGAUCGGUGUGGACCCAGUGGGCCGAAGGGCCUGUUUCCACGCUGUAUCUUUAAAGUAAACUAUUUAUUUACUCAAUUAAAUGAUAAAUUUGCUGGUGUUUGAAGACGCACCUUGGCCACAGAUGCAUGUUUACACAUUGGAAUAUACAUUCUAAGACUGCGUGGUUAGUAACGACAAACAUGAAGCGCUGGAGCCAGACUUGACACAGGUCAGGUACAUUAAUCAAAGCUACAGACAACAUUGUACUUGGCAAAGAGCGAUGAUCAGAACUGGGUUGGGGAGGAACCUGUUUCUGCUGAUGCAUACAUUCCUUCAUCUUUUUUGGAACUAUUCACAGCCAAACAGGUUCAGUGGCUGCUCCACUUUCAGCUAUCCAAUGCUUACACCUAGUGCCAAGUGAAUGAUUGGUCUAGUGUGAACUCAGGAUAUGUAGCUCUUAGCUCCAAUGUCAUAUUCCAUCCACACUGCUCAACAUUAAUCCCCUGUAGAUUACGUUUAGUUUAGUUAAGUUUAGAGAUACAGAGCGGAAACAGGCCCUUCGGCCCUCCGAGUCUGCACAGGCUAGCAAUCCCCGCACACUAACAGUAUCCCACACACACUAGGGACAAUUUACAUUUAUACCAAGCCAAUUAACCUACCAACCUGUACGCCUUUGGAGUGUGGGAGGAAACCGGAGUCCCAGAAAAACCAACGCAGGUCACGGGGAGAACACCAAACUCUAUAUAGACAGCACCCGUAGUCAGGAUCGAACCCGGGUCUCUGGCGCUGUGAGGCAGCAACUCUAACACUGCGUCACCAUGCCCCCAAGCUUCACAGCCUUCAGUCCCCUGCCUCACUUCACCUCACACACCUCCUUUCUUCACCCUUGACUGUGUCCCAGAUGAGUUCAGUUUCAGAUACAGUAUUUUUCAGCUCCAUACCAAAACCUAUUUUCAACUGUUUUAUUGGAUGGAAGUUUUGGUCUGUCCAGCUCAAUUGAUCCAGUGAAAGAUACAGCAUGGAAACAGGCCCUUUGGCCAUCCAUCACCCGUUCACACUAGUUCCAUGUUAUCCCACUUACGCAUCCACUCCCUACAUACCAGGGACAAUUUACAGAGGGCCAAUUAACCUACAAACCCGCAAGUCUUGGAUGUGGGAGGAAACCGGAGCAGCCGGAGGAAACUCACGUGGUCACAGGAAGAACGUGCAAACUCCACACAGACUAUCUCGGGAUCUCAGGCGCGGUGAUGUAGCAGCUCUACCAACUGCACCAGAGGUUUUUCACCAUCAAACGGUGUGGUCUAUUAACUGAGCAGUAUAGUCAUGGAGCCUAUUCAGAGUGUAAGAAUUAUUCAAACUGGUAUCCAAGCAAUAACAAUGCAUAUCUUGAUAAUUGAUGACCUCCUAUUCCAUGCCAAGUUAAUUAUCAGGGUGUAUUUGGCAAUAAUAUGUAUUAAGCAAUUACUAAGCCUUUUACAUUACAGCCUUGUGGGCCUUUGUUCCAACUCAUCUUCCUAUCAACCUCCCCUCACCUAUGUUCAUCUAUUACCUGCCGUGCUUUGUCCUGCCUCUCUCCCAAUUUUCUCCCCCACCUCCCCCCCCCCCACAUUCACUGACCCAAAAAAGUCACCUAUCCAUGUUCUCCAGAGAUGCUGCCUGGCCUACUGAGUUACUCCAGCACUUUGUGUCCUUUUGUGUAAACCAGCAUCUGCGGUUCCCUGUUUCCACAGGUACCUCUUGAGGAUCUGAUGAGGAGCUUCAAGACCAUUUCUUACUUUUUGGCCUCUUUCUAUUAAUUCCUUCCUAGCACUCCACUGGAAGAUAGUUUUCCACGGCUUAUUAAAACGUGGAGCACACUGUUACAAAUAGUGGUUUAUAGAAAUAUAUAGCCUUGCCAACAAUUAAGAAACACAAUUCUCACUGGUCAAAUGCAGAACAAAACACUCCGAGUACUAACUCCUCAUAUACUGAUCAAUUGUCCUUUUCCUUGUCGUCUUGGUUAAUGUAAAAUGUUGAGAAACUUGUAUUUAAUGUUUGCUCAUUAUCACUUUGAAGACUGAUAAAUAUUUAAAAGGAAAAUCAAAUGAGAAGCAACUGUCUAUGUCCUUCAAAAGGAAUUUUAAAAACAUAGUAAAAAAAAAUAUUGUACAAUAUAGCUGAGAUUACUUUGAAACGAACGUGUUUCACUUGUACACAAUGAAGAUAUGUUGUAAUGUUUUGCUUAAUGAGGGCAAGCCUGCAUGGGGUAUUUAGAAUGAAUGGGUGCACGCAAAAUAACAUGGACUACUUUAAGGAUUUAUACCAGCCACUUUUGCACUACUGUAAAUAUGAAAUUCGAAUUUCUAUAUUCAGAGCUCUCAAAUGUUUGCUUUUACACUUCCAUAUCAAUAAAAAAAAAAGAUUUUUCA
Molecule: messenger RNA, 8761 nt
Organism: Leucoraja erinaceus (little skate)
Lineage: Eukaryota; Metazoa; Chordata; Chondrichthyes; Rajiformes; Rajidae
Product: ATP-binding cassette sub-family C member 9-like
Exons: 40
Coding region: 723-5501 (1592 amino acids)
Biological process (GO): potassium ion transport; transmembrane transport
Cellular component (GO): membrane
Molecular function (GO): sulfonylurea receptor activity; ABC-type transporter activity; ATP binding
Source: RefSeq, a predicted model, not a curated record